UCGAAGAACUCGAACAACAAUAUCAAGAAAAACCGGCAAACUUGGAACGCUUCGAGUCGACACGGAGAGUUCUAAUAACUACCUACCUAGUCAGGUAGCAGAAGAAGAGAAAGAAAAUAUCAAGCAGCAGAAUUCUAAAGAACGAAUAAAAUAGAAAAAGACGGCCAAUUUUCGAGGUUUCUACCACCAAGAGAGAGAGAUUCCACAGAAGUAGAAGAAAAAAAAAUUACCCAGACCAAAGGGCCCGACCAUGAUCUCCCUCCUGACAACCCUCCUCAAACGCCGCCGCCGGCCUCCCCCCUACAUCCUCUGCACAACCCUCAUCAGCGUCGGCGGCCUCCUCUUCGGCCUGGACACAGGCUGCAUCGGCCCGAUCACCACCAUGCCGCAAUUCCAAGACUCCCUCGGCGGCGGGGACCUCAGCGCCACGGUCCACGGCCUCAUCGUCUCCUCGAUCCUGAUCCCCGCCGCCAUCGCCUCGUUCUUCGCAGGCCCGCUCGCCGACCGCCUCGGCCGGCGCAAGGGCGUGAGCAUCGGGGGGGUGAUCUUCGCGUUGGGCGCGGCGCUCGAGGCGGGCAGUACGGAUCUGGCCAUGUUGUUCGUCGGACGCGUCCUCGCGGGGGUCGGGGAGGGCCUGUUCCUCAGUCCGGUCCUCGUGUAUGUGUGUGAGGUGGCGCCGCCGCGGGAGAGGGGUGUGUUGGCCAACGUCUCGCAGCUUCUGACCACCGCGGGGAUCUGUGGCGGGUAUUUCGUGUGUUAUGGCACGGUGAGACUGUCGGGGAGUAGUUUCGGUUGGAGGGUUCCGUUUGUGCUGCAGAGCGCCAUCGCGCUGGCGUAUGCCGUCGCCGUGAUGGCCUGCGUUCCCGAGAGUCCAAGGUGGUUGGAGAUGAAGGGACGGAGGGCGGAGGCGAAGACUACGUGGGAGGUCCUGGGGGUGAGUGCUGCGGAGGCGGAGAAAGUUGAUGAGCAGGCGGCGGCGGAGACGCAAGCGAGUUCUUCCACUCUACCUCCGAGUCUUGACCGGUCCGAUCUCGAGGGGACCGUGGCGAAAACGAAGGCACAUGCGCUCCUCCGAGUUUUCCGCAAAGAUGUCCGGACACGCACUCUUCUCGGCGUCUUCAUGAGCGGCUUCCAACAGCUCUCCGGAAUCGACGGGGUUCUUUUCUAUGCACCAUUGCUCUUCGCAAGAGCUGGACUGACCAGCUCCGAAGCCUCCUUCCUGGCAUCCGGAGUCAGCGGUCUCCUCAUGAUGGUCGUCACGGUACCCGCCUUCCUCCUUGCCGACCGCUGGGGACGACGUACCUCCACCAUCGUCGGCGGAUUGGUCCUGGCCGCCUGCAUGCUCAUCAUCGGCAGCCUGUACGCAUCGAACAGCGUAUACGGCGAUCGCGGGGCAGCACGAUGGGUGGUGAUUGUGCUGAUUUAUAUUUUUGCGCUAGUCUAUUGCAUGACUUGGGCCGUCGGCGUGCGCGUGCAUGCCUCGGAGAUCCAGCCACGUCGCACCAAAGCCACGGCGACGGGACUGGCACAGACGUCCAAUUGGACGAUGAAUUGGAUCGUGGCAUUCACCACGCCAAUUUUCCUGGCGAAAAGCUCCUUUGGAGUGUAUUUCCUCUUUGGAGGUUGUAUUCUUCUUAUGGUUGCGGUUUGUGCGGCCAUGGUACCGGAGACGAUGGGCAGGAGUUUGGAGGAGAUCGAUGAGGCGUUCGAUCAUCAUCAUCAUCAUCGUGAUGGUCAUGUUCACCCUCAUGGCGUGCCGAGUCUUGUGGGCGAUGUCGGCAGGCUUUGGACGACAUGGAGUAGUGGUGGCCGGAAGAAUGCACCAAGGAUGGAGCAGGAGGAGAUUGAGCUUUCCGUCCUUUCGUAGACUUCCAAUCGGAUGAUGCUCGGGCAUAGGUUCUUCAGAUCGUAGAAUCCACAAUUUCAGAUCUAUCUUGUCUUUUUUCAUGGGCCAGGCCGUCCAGAAGGCACACUGGGAAACGCAUCGGGCGUCUGUAGUCUUUGGAGAUUCCUCCUCGCCAUCUCCGCCUCCCGUUUCUUCUGCAGACGCAUCUGAAAGAACUGUUUCUGCAGUUCGAAAAUCCUCGGUCCGUCAAUAGUCACUUUCGACGCCGCUGUCUGUCCCGCCGCUCCUUUCUUCUUCUCCUCGAGCGCCUUCAGUUGCUCAUCCUUCUCCUUUUCCUCCUCGGC
Messenger RNA from Dissoconium aciculare CBS 342.82, 2190 nucleotides. RefSeq names its product putative MFS sugar transporter. Gene Ontology annotation, biological process: transmembrane transport; carbohydrate transport. The record is from RefSeq and is a predicted model, not a curated record. Gene Ontology annotation, cellular component: membrane. The transcript has a single exon. Lineage: Eukaryota; Fungi; Ascomycota; Dothideomycetes; Mycosphaerellales; Dissoconiaceae. Bases 251 to 1867 code for a protein of 538 amino acids. Gene Ontology annotation, molecular function: carbohydrate:proton symporter activity.